Molecule: messenger RNA, 1508 nt
Organism: Acanthopagrus latus (yellowfin seabream)
Lineage: Eukaryota; Metazoa; Chordata; Actinopteri; Spariformes; Sparidae
Gene: clic2
Product: chloride intracellular channel 2
Exons: 6
Coding region: 246-980 (244 amino acids)
Biological process (GO): negative regulation of ryanodine-sensitive calcium-release channel activity; chloride transmembrane transport
Molecular function (GO): chloride channel activity
Source: RefSeq, a predicted model, not a curated record
AAGUGUGCUCAGAGCGAUAGACUCCCAGGAGCCCUCUGACAGAACCCAGGCAGCCUCUCUCUCUCUUUCUCUCUCUGCUGACAUCCAGAGCAGCACUUUAAAUCAGCUUUCUCUCUCUUCAGAUCUGCUGAUUUGUUUGGGUGUGUGUGUGUGAGGAGCCACUGAGCUUUGUCCGAGGGGGAAGAGCCUUGGAAUUCAAAAAGAAAAAAAAAAAAAGAAGUGAAUUAAACUUUUUUUGGGACGACAUGGCACUUCGGCAGAACUCUGACAAGGAGCCGAGCAUCGAGCUGUUCAUCAAGGCUGGACAUGAUGGCGAGAACGUGGGGAACUGCCCCUUCUGCCAGAGGCUGUUCAUGGUUCUGUGGCUGAAAGGAGUGAAGUUUACAGUGACCACCGUUGACAUGAGGAAGAAGCCGGCCGAGCUCAAAGACCUGGCCCCCGGGACCAACCCUCCGUUCCUCCUCUACAACGGCACCCUCAAGACAGACUUCAUCAAAAUCGAGGAGUUUCUUGAGCAAACACUGGCUCCUCCCAGGUAUCCUCAUCUCAGCCCGCUGAACAAAGAGUCCUUUGACGUGGGCGCCGACAUUUUCGCGAAGUUUUCCGCUUACAUCAAGAACAGUCCGAACAACGCCUACCAUGAGAAGAACCUGAUGCGGGAGUUCCACCGCCUGGACAAGUACCUGAUCAGCCCUCUGCCCGAGGAGAUCGACCACAACUCCAGAGAGGACGUCACCGUCUCCAAGAGGAAGUUCCUGGACGGAGACCGCCUCACCUUAGCCGACUGCAACCUGCUGCCCAAACUGCACGUCAUCAGGAUUGCUGCCAAGAAGUACUGCAACUUCGACAUCCCCGCUCAGUUCACGGGCGUGUGGCGAUACCUCAACAACGCCUACGAGAGAGACGAGUUCAGACAGACGUGUCCGGCCGACAUCGAGAUCGAGAAGGCCUACUUCACCGUGGCCAACCAGAGGAAAUGAAGACCCGACUCUCUGUAUUUUAAAUCCUGUUUUUCACCCAGUUGUAUCCAUAUAAAGUAAAGCUGGUGCUCAGUUAGGGGGCGCUACAACCUCCAAGAAUAAACCGUGGCGAUGAAUCAGACACUAUUCAAACGUCUAAAUCCUGAACCUGCAGUAAGACUUCGACACGCAAAAGCAAAAUGUUUUACUGGUUGUAUGUUAUCGACUGUUUUAUCCGUCGUCGCUCACAGACGAAUGGUGUGUUGAUGCCACGCUGAAAAGGCCAAAUGUGCAAUUGACUGUUUGUGUUUUUGUUUAUAGUGUAAAUAUAUUUUUUUUCAUGCUUUUUAUGAUCAAAACACCCUCGUCGAUGUAAAUGUGAUUGUGUUAGUGUGAGCAGCAGAAAACACAGAAACCUUCAAUAACAGUUUGUUCUAAUGUAAAACAUGAAAUAAUACGUGGAAUUACACUCCUGUAUCUCAUCCUGUACAAACACAUUUUGAGAUGAUUAUUGUCUCACUGUCACACUAAUAAAAAAACAUCAAAUUA